Molecule: messenger RNA, 1203 nt
Organism: Truncatella angustata
Lineage: Eukaryota; Fungi; Ascomycota; Sordariomycetes; Amphisphaeriales; Sporocadaceae
Product: concanavalin A-like lectin/glucanase domain-containing protein
Exons: 2
Coding region: 1-1203 (400 amino acids)
Biological process (GO): fungal-type cell wall organization; carbohydrate metabolic process
Cellular component (GO): fungal-type cell wall
Molecular function (GO): hydrolase activity, hydrolyzing O-glycosyl compounds; glycosyltransferase activity
Source: RefSeq, a predicted model, not a curated record
AUGUUCUCCAAGGUGUUUUCCGCUGCCGCCGUGGCUUUGGCUGCUUCCCAGCUGGUCUCCGCUCAGACCUUUACCAGCUGCAACCCCACAGAGAAGAAGUGCCCCGAUGAUGCUGCUCUUGGCACGACUACCACGAUUGACUUCACCAAGGGUGAUCUUGGUCUCUUCUCCGAGCUUGAUGGUACCUCGGUCGCGUUCGACAAGGACUUGGGCGCUGUCUUCACCAUCAACAAGGAGACCGAAGCUCCUACGAUUGCUGCCAACAAGUACAUCUUCUUUGGCAAGAUCGAUGUCACUCUUCGUGCCUGCACCGGUCAGGGUGUUGUUACCAGCUUUGUCCUUCAGUCCGAUGAUCUCGACGAGAUUGACUGGGAGUGGCUCGGCGGCGACACCACCCAGGUUCAGACCAACUACUUCGGCAAGGGUGACACCACCACCUAUGACCGUGGUGCUUACCACCCUGUCAGCAGCCCUCAGGAUGAUUUCCACACUUACACCAUCGACUGGACUCAGGAAUACGUCAAAUGGUACAUUGAUGGAAGCUUGGUGCGCACCUUGAACUACAAGGAUGCCAAGGACGGCACUCGUUUCCCCCAGACUCCCAUGCAGAUCAAGCUCGGAACCUGGGUUGCUGGUCGCAAGGACGCUCCCAAGGGCACUGUCGAGUGGGCUGGUGGCUACACCAACUUCGACGCCGCUCCCUUCAACGCUUACUACAAGUCCAUCUCCAUCCAGGAUUACGCCAACGGUGUUUCCGGUGCCAAGUACUACAGCUGGAACGAUGGCUCCGAUGGUUCUUACCAGAGCAUCAAGGUUCUCACUGAUGCCGGCGAGGCCAACACCUCCGCUUCUGGUACUGCCUCGGGCUCUGGUUCUACUGCUACUUCUACUGCCUCCAGCACUGGCAAGAGCGACUCUUCCACUAAGAGCGGCGACAGCUCCAAGACUACCUUGGCCACUGCUACCAUCACCACCCCCGGUGGUCUUACUCAGGCUACUGCUGGAAGCGACAACAACGUCACCCUCAGCGCUACCGGCACUGAGACCAUUGCUACCUCUGCUACUGGUACCCUCGCCACUACCGCUGCUUCGUCAACUGGUUCCGCUGCCGCCACGAGCAGCGUUCCAGCCAGUGCCGCGCUCAAGCAGGGUGUCUCUUCCUUCCUCGGACUCUCUGUUUUCCUCGCCUACCUCGUCUUGUAA